UGGCGACCACGAAUAUGACAACUUCGUUGGCAACCGGGAUUAGGCUACAGGGAUGGUACUAAAGAUGAUGGUUGGACGCGGGUAGCCUAUAUGAAGGAUCAAACCAAGUCAUUUUUUUAAACACAGAUUUAAUGGACAACGGAUUAUUUUAAACAGGGAAUUAUUUCUGGCGGAACUGCUUGGAGGUGGUCUUACCGUCGACAAAACAGAGCAAUGAGGAUAUCUUUGCGCAACAUUGGUGCUGCGACUUUAGUGGUUACCACCCUUUGCCUGGUCGUAAUUUUGAACAGGGACAACUCCUCCUAUGACCUCAGUACAGGCAUCUCCCAGAGACAGCUCCCUAGUGUACUGAAGGCAGACAUGAUUCAUUCCCCUGAUGAUGACGCCCAGAACCCUGCCCCGACUGAGGUCCCACCGCAGCCAUACUGCGAGCGUAAUCACUCCAUGGUCAACGUUUCGGACUUUGACACGCUGCCACACCACAUUCAGGACUUCCUGUUCUACCGCCACUGCCGCCACUUUCCCAUGUUGCUGGACGCCCCAGACAAGUGCGGUGGGCCGGAGGCCUCGUCCGACGUGUUCCUGCUGCUGGUCAUCAAGAGUUCGCCGCCCAACUACGACCGGCGGGAGGUACUGCGCAAGACAUGGGCACAAGAGCGGCAGCACCACGGCAAAUGGAUCCGCCGCGUCUUCAUCUCGGGUGUGUCAGACACAGGUUUCGAGCAGCAGCGGCUCAAUAAAGUGCUGCGGCUGGAGAGCCGCGAGUACGGUGAUGUGAUCCAGUGGGACUUUGCCGACACCUUCUUCAACCUGACACUCAAGCAGAUGCUCUUCCUGGAGUGGAUGGAGCACCGCUGCCCCAGCGUCCGCUUCCUCCUCAACGGUGACGACGACAUCUUCGCCAACACCGACAACAUGGUGGACUAUCUGAGUGGCCUGCCAGAUGGCAACGACGGCAGCAAGCACCUGUACGUGGGCCACCUGAUCCGCUGGGUGGGCCCCAUCCGCGAGAAGUGGAGCAAGUACUAUGUGCCCGUGCAGGUGCAGGAGUCCAAUUCCUACCCGCCGUACUGUGGAGGGGGGGGCUUCCUUCUCUCCGGCUCUACGGGGCGCAUUAUAUACAAGAUGUCUCACUCCAUCACCCUGCUGCCCAUCGACGACGUCUACAUGGGCAUGUGUCUGGAGAAGGCCGGACUGGAGCCUGUGUCUCAUUUUGGGGUCAGAACGGCAGGGCUCCCUGUGCCCUCGUCCAAGGUGGACUCCUACCAUCCCUGCUACUACCGGGAGAUUCUUCUGGUCCAUAGAUUCCUGCCAUACCAAAUAUACCUCAUGUGGAACAGGAUAAAUGAACCCAAUUUGAAAUGUGACGGUUCGCAGGUCUCCAAUCUUUAGCAAAAACCCACAUUGAAUUUAUUUUAUCUCUGUUUCUAUCUCUCUGGGAGCACAAUGAUGUUUGUUUUGUGUUUGUUAUGUUAAAAGGAAGCUCAGGUUAACAAUUAGUCAUCCAUUUUCUCUCUGCUAUUCUCUUGGCAAUUGAGGGAUCAGAUAUUUAGUGUCUGGCACAGGUAGUGUGGUGGAUAUGCAAACUUGAUGAGGCCUCUUCUUUCAUGCCCUUCAUGUAGGAGGGACAAAGAAAUCCCCUACGCGCCUCCGCCUGAGUCCAUUAAUGGACUGGACACACCUCAAAGGCUGUAAUCCCACUUAUCACCCGGUUGCCACUGUAAAGCCAUGCCUUUAUAACACGCAAAGGAAACAUGCAGUUCCGUUUAAAAAGAAGCCCACUAGUUCAGCUUGUUGUACAACUUUCAUAGGCCCUAUAAUAGGGAUACCAUGGACAGUUAGCUUGUUUACAGUUGAUUCCAUUGUUGCGAAGCCUGCCUCCAGGCUCAACCGUCAUCCUACUAUGGUUGUUAUAAUUACCAUU
Messenger RNA from Alosa alosa (allis shad), 1924 nucleotides. Its product is annotated as N-acetyllactosaminide beta-1,3-N-acetylglucosaminyltransferase 3-like. The record is from RefSeq and is a predicted model, not a curated record. Lineage: Eukaryota; Metazoa; Chordata; Actinopteri; Clupeiformes; Clupeidae. The coding region runs from base 214 to 1392 and encodes 392 amino acids. Gene Ontology annotation, cellular component: membrane. Gene Ontology annotation, molecular function: hexosyltransferase activity. The transcript has 2 exons.